GAGCGUUGAACAGCUGUGAAGUUGCUUUUACGAAUUUAAGCAGUUUUAACGGAGGAGUAGUAAAAAAAAACAAAAAAAAAAAACACAAACAAAAAAUAAAUUCCAAACAGCAUGGAUUUCUAUUAUAUGCCCGCUUCUGCGCCCUGCCGUGCCGUGCUCCUAACUGCUCAGUGCGUCGGCAUUGAGUUGAACAAGAUACUUCUCGAUUUGCGUGCUGGUGAGCACCUGACGCCCGAAUUCCUGAAGAUCAACCCACAACACACGGUCCCCACACUGGUCGACAAGGACUUUGCGCUCUGGGAAUCCCGCGCCAUCAUGAUCUACCUAGUGGAGCAAUAUGCCAAGACCGACUCACUCUACUCCCAGUGCCCCGAAACUCGUGCGCUCAUCAAUCAGCGUUUGUACUUUGAUAUGAACCUCGCUUUAACAUUCGGCAAGUACUUUUAUAAGCCUCUCAUGUCCAAGACCCCAUUCGAUCCAGAGCAGCGCAAGCAGUUGGAAACACAGUUGGAAUUAUUCAACACCUUGUUGGCAGGCAACAACUUCGUGAUUGGCGAGACGCUGACUUUGGCUGAUUUGGCACUUUUGGCCACAAUUAGCACCAUAGACGUGGCGCAAUGCCUAAAAGACUUCAACGUCAAUGUAAGAAAGUAUGCACACAUCCAAAAGUGGUAUGAGAACAUGCGAGCGGUCACACCUGGCUUCAAAGAGAAUCAAGAAGGUUGUUUAGAGAUGAAGAAAUUCUUAGAGGGCCAAUAAAUAUGUACAUGUGUGUAUGUGUGUGUCUAUAUGUACGGUUUGCAGUUUGUUUUUACAACUUUUAUAAAGUUCCGCAGUAUUGCCCAAAUAUGUACGAAUAUCCAUAUGUAUGUAUGUAUGUAAAUAAAUCUAUAUAUUCACAUUA
Molecule: messenger RNA, 904 nt
Organism: Bactrocera neohumeralis
Lineage: Eukaryota; Metazoa; Arthropoda; Insecta; Diptera; Tephritidae
Product: glutathione S-transferase 1-1-like
Exons: 2
Coding region: 112-759 (215 amino acids)
Biological process (GO): glutathione metabolic process
Molecular function (GO): glutathione transferase activity
Source: RefSeq, a predicted model, not a curated record